Dictyostelium purpureum is the source of this 651-nucleotide messenger RNA. RefSeq lists its product as uncharacterized. NCBI's taxonomy places the organism in Eukaryota, Evosea, Eumycetozoa, Dictyosteliales, Dictyosteliaceae. The transcript has 7 exons. The coding region runs from base 1 to 651 and encodes 216 amino acids. Gene Ontology annotation, molecular function: GTPase activity; GTP binding. The record is from RefSeq and is a predicted model, not a curated record.
AUGGCUACCUCAAUUUCAUCGUGCGAUAUAACUUUAAAGAUCCUUAUAGUUGGAGAUCCAUCAAUUGGUAAAUCAUCUUUAAUAUGGAGGAUGAGUGAGAAUAUAUUUCCAACAUUAGAACAAGCAAAUAUAAAUAUGGCAAAUUCAGUGAAAUCAAAGGCAAUUCAAUUUGGAAGAAAGCAAAUAUUAUUAAAAUUCCUUGAUACAGCUGGUCAAGAAAGAUUUAGAACAAUUUCAAGAUCAUUUUAUUCAACUACAGAUAUAAUUAUUCUUUCAUAUGAUCAAAGUAAUCAAUCAAGUUUUGAUCAUUUAACUCAAUGGUAUACAGAAGUUCAAAGAUAUGCAAAAAAAGAUUGCUACAUAGCUUUAGCAAGCACCAAAAAAGAAUCAACACAACAAGUUGUAAAUCCUAGUACAGCACAGAAUUUUGCAAAUGAAAAGGGUAUUUCAUUUAUAGAGACCAGUGCAGCUUCAGGUGAAGGUGUUGAUGAGUUAGUUCAAUUGGUUGUAAAAGGAGCAGGUGAAAAAUUAUAUUCAGAAGAAAAUUGGACAAAAUUAAGAGUUAAAGCAAAUGAAAAUCCAAAUUCAAAAGGUACAAGAGGAGGAACUCAAUCUGAACCAAGAAAGACAGGUUUUUGUCAAAUUUUAUAA